AUGCCUUUGAUGGUCUGCCGACGGCUGUGGCUCCGACCUGGCAAGACCUAUUUGUUUGGCAGAACGGCAUCUGAGCCUGGCCAGCUAGCAAUAUCUCAUAGCACCAUUUCGCGGAAGCACUUGACGAUUACUGUAGAGUCGGUCGAAGACGGAUUUGCGCAUCAUUUGACUAGCCGAUCAAAACUUACGAUCGAAGACUUGGGCACAAAGAUUGGCACAGUUGUUAGUGGCCGCAAAAUACGGGGUGACAAAUAUGUUACCACCGACGCCGAAGUCGAGGUUACAAUGGGUAAAUGCCCAAGCAAGUUCAGGAUCACAUGGUUUUCCGUCAUCUUCACGUUCUCGUUUACGAACAAAGAGUUACAAACCGACCCCCUCACUGGUCUACGACAACAAUUCGAGCAGCUUGACAUUAAGCUAUUGACCGACUACAAUAUCGAGCACACGACACAUGUUGUGUCACGGAAACGCAAUACAGCCAAAGGGCUACAAGCGCUAAUAAACGGGAAAUAUGUCGUCACCGAGACAUUUUUGGACGCAAUUACAAAAGCCGCUGAAGUCACGGAAGCUUCCGAGCCGAGUCUUUUGGAGCAAGAUUUUGGAACGAACUGGCCGAGUGCAAUGGACCACUUGCCACCGCGCGGAGGCGAGCCUGUACAGCACCCAGAUGCUAUAUAUGCACCGGAUGCCGGUAGAAAAGAUGUUUUUGAGGGCUAUACCUUCAUCUUUUAUGACAAGACCCAAUACAGCAACCUGAUGGCACCGAUCACAAAUGGCGGUGGGAAGGCAAUUUUCGAAAUCAUUAAACCUGGCGAGACCGUCACUGAUGAUUUUGUACGCUAUGUUAAGGAGGUCGCAGGAGAAAAGGGACUUGGCUCCUUUGAAGAUGGAAGCGAGGGCAAGGGCGUUGUACUUGUGAGAUACUUGCCGGCCAAAGGCGAAUACAUCGACUGGUAUACCCAAUUCAUAACGGCAGUCUCUUUGCGAUUGGAUCACAGACCUAUAGAACAAAACGAGUUUUUGGAAGCCAUUUUGACCAAGGAUGCCAGCAAACUUCGAAGACCGUUGGAAGUCGAAUCAGCGCCAGCCAGCCAAGUAGCCAACGAAACUGGCCUCGAAGCGGGAUCAACAGAUAAUGUCACAAGUGCGCAACCUGAGCAAGCCUCCGAGGAACAACCACGGACCAGGAGGAACCGAACCCGGAGACUGGUGAAGCGACGCUUUGCAGGAUUUGAUGAUGAUGCUGACAUUGAUAUGGAUGAGCCCGCUGCGGUGUCUGUGCCCCGGGAUUCUGCACCAAGCCGAAUGCAAGAAGAUGAGGGUGGACUGUUCGUCUCGCAGGAUGCCCACUUGGGUGAAUCGCAACUACCUCCUGAUAUGGAGGACGCUUCAUCGAAGAAAAGGAGACCAUCAAUAGAGGAUGACCUCAUGGACGGCAUGGCACCAGCUGUGGCCAGAUUUAAGCGACAGCGCUUAGAAAGAGGCGAAGACUUUGCCUCUCCUUCGCCCGAGCCCGAGACAGAGCCUGCCAAAGCCCCGACAAAGAAAAAGAAAGAGAAGAUGGACGUGCUGGCCAUGGCUGCUCGUCACCGUGAAGAAGAGGAAGCGAGAGCUCGUGCUGAGCGUGAAGACCUAGCCAAUCUACCCGAUGACAUUGACCUCGCUGAAAUCCGCCGUCUGAAUAUAGUGGAGGAAAUAGAAAUCCGACUACCGGCCCGAGAAACCAGGAGUAGAGACCAGGAUGUUGCAGAUGGCCGCUGGAAUCCAAAAUGGAACGGUGUAAAGAACUUUAAAAAGUUUCGUGCCAGAGGCGAAGCAACCGGGAGACAGCCCGUGAGGACUAUUAUUGCUUUGCAAGAAGUCAAGAAUAAAGAGUUUGGAAUAGGCGAUAAUUACUGGCUCGAGGAUGAAAGCGCUGACCGAAAAAGGUCGCUCACUGGUGUCCGUUCUGGUCAGAAUACGCAAAACUCAGCGUCAGCCGUGGAGCCUUCACCUCGAAAGCGCGUCACACAUGUCGUCGUUUCAGAGAGUGAGGAGGAAGACGAGGUGCCUCAGAGCAUACCGGCAGAAAAACAGGCUGGCCCUACCGGGACAAGUAGCACGAAAAUCACGGCUACACCAUCCCAAGCCAAUUCGACCAUGUCAUCGACUAGACAGACUAGGGCUACCCAAGAGAAGAGACCGGCUGCGGAUUCCUUGCCAGGCCAGCGAGCCAAGAGGCCAAGAUCGACGUUGCGAGCCAUGGAUGUUGCUAAUAGUGACGAAAGCGAGGAUGAGCUUAAAUUUACAUUCGGCAAGCGACGAUAG
Molecule: messenger RNA, 2307 nt
Organism: Pochonia chlamydosporia 170
Lineage: Eukaryota; Fungi; Ascomycota; Sordariomycetes; Hypocreales; Clavicipitaceae
Product: DNA damage response protein RcaA
Exons: 4
Coding region: 1-2307 (768 amino acids)
Biological process (GO): mitotic G2 DNA damage checkpoint signaling; double-strand break repair via homologous recombination
Cellular component (GO): Mre11 complex
Molecular function (GO): damaged DNA binding; protein binding
Source: RefSeq, a predicted model, not a curated record